AUGUUGAAGCAGUUGCAUAUCAACAUCCCACUUGUAGAGGCACUUGAGCAAAUGCCUAACUAUGUGAAAUUCAUGAAAGAUGUUCUUACAAGGAAGGGAAGGUUAGGAGAGUUUGAAACCGUGGCUCUAACCAAAGAGUGUAGUUCAUUUCUACAAGACAAGUUGCCACCAAAGUUGAAGGAUCCUGGGAGUUUCACUAUUCCCUCAAUUGGGAUUGGAGAAGUUAGGCCUACUACAGUUACUCUUCAACUAGCAGAUAGAUCUCUUGCUCAUCCGGAUGGGAAGAUUGAAGAUGUAUUGGUGAGGGUAGACAAAUUCAUAUUCCCUACUGAUUUUAUUGUGCUAGACUAUGAGGCGGAUAGAGGCCAUUUCUUGUGA
Molecule: messenger RNA, 378 nt
Organism: Humulus lupulus (European hop)
Lineage: Eukaryota; Viridiplantae; Streptophyta; Magnoliopsida; Rosales; Cannabaceae
Exons: 2
Coding region: 1-378 (125 amino acids)
Source: RefSeq, a predicted model, not a curated record